Molecule: messenger RNA, 1227 nt
Organism: Fonsecaea nubica
Lineage: Eukaryota; Fungi; Ascomycota; Eurotiomycetes; Chaetothyriales; Herpotrichiellaceae
Exons: 6
Coding region: 1-1227 (408 amino acids)
Molecular function (GO): arylesterase activity
Source: RefSeq, a predicted model, not a curated record
AUGUCAGGCAUACUCCGUGUGUCUCUGUUGCUGCCCCUGGUCGCGGUCCUGCUGUAUAACCAGUCCUCCCAGCUCGGCCGACUCGUUGGGCGCGUGGAAAUCGACAAGACAAGACUCGUACGCUGGGAGAACAGCUCGGCACUCAACAACCACGACUGCCAGGUGAUCAAGGCCGCCAACGCGUGCGAGGACGUCAAGAUCCAUUUCCCGUCGCACACGGCCUUCUUGUCCUGCGGAGAUCCCGUCGAGAGAACCCAUUGGUAUCCAUGCGCAGGCGUGCGCACCGUCUCGCUCCGGGCCGAGUCUUCCUUUCGUGAGCAGCUGUUCAAGCACGAUCUGGAGACCGGCCAGACGACCGAGCUACAGAUCAAAGGCCUGGAAGGUGACUUCAUUACCCACGGUAUUGACAUCUUUCCACUCCCCGAAGAUCCCUCUCGAAUCCACAUCUUUGCAGUCAACCACGCUCGCAGCGGCGACUCGAUUGUCAUAUUCGCGCAUACGCUUGGGUCUGACGAGGUCGAGCUGGUGAAGAAUGUCAAGCAUCCGAAUAUCAAGACAGCCAACGGAGUAGCCGCGACGGGACCAUUGGACUUCUUUGUGACCAACGACCAUUACUUCGCAGGAGGUCCGUUGCGGACAAUGGAGGAGAUGUUCGGGCCCUGGGACUGGGCAACGAAUGUCCAAUACUGCAACGCAGAGGCAGAUGAAAUCCUCUGCAGACAGGUCUCGGGCACCUUCACAGGCGCCAACGGGAUCAACGUGUGGAAAGACCGUCUGUACGUCGGUGACUCGAAGAACGGAACCGUGACUGUGUUCGAGGUGCACGGAGACAAGAGCUUGACAUAUUUGCAGACGGUGGAUCUGGGAGCUGCGGCAGAUAACAUCAACAUCGUUCCGACCACAGGCGACCUGAUCGUGGCGGCUAUCUCUAGACCCGAUGCUGACGACCGCAUCCCUCUCUCCGCCUCAGUUUUCCCCACGCUCGAAAACCUUUCCAAAUACCUCGAAAACGUCAGAUCGCUGGGCAAGGAGUUCCUGGUGCCAGCCGCAGCGUUGCGCCUGCGCCGCGAGUCCAACUACACGCCCGAGCUGAUCUACUUUGACAACGGGGCAACGCUCAGUUUCAUGACGGCCGCACACGUGUACAAGGACCUGUUUGUGGGUGCCAGCGUGCUCCAGUUCGGCGGGUUUGCGGUCUGCAAAGCAACGUCGGCGCUGGAUGUGUAG